Molecule: messenger RNA, 904 nt
Organism: Parasteatoda tepidariorum (common house spider)
Lineage: Eukaryota; Metazoa; Arthropoda; Arachnida; Araneae; Theridiidae
Source: RefSeq, a predicted model, not a curated record
CCAACAACUCAACUCACAAAAGAUACACCUUACAGCAAGGGGGAUAAAAGCGAGUAGCACAGAUCCCCCCCACAUCAUCAUCAACAGUCAUUUGCUGCCUGAGAUGUCGUGCUGAAAGAUUGGGAUCCUUAUUUACAAGUUACAACGAUUAUAAAAGUGCCUGCUCUUAGUUUCAUUCCUUUUUAUAUAAGAGAGGAUAUAAACAAGUGACAAAGAUCCUUUACCAACCACGACCUACAUUAGGUGCCAGUCUGCAUACUUUAAUUCAUUAAAAGUUUUAUAUACCUGUGAACAUUUGAGUUUUAGUGAGAUGGCUCGUACAAAGCAGACAGCCCGAAAAAGUACUGGAGGUAAAACGCCGAAGAAACAUCCUGACAAANCUCGUAAAAGUGCACCCGCCACUGGAGGAGUUAAAAAACCCCAUCGCUACAGGCCAGGAACAGUGGCUCUACGUGAAAUACGUAGAUAUCAAAAAACCACCGAACUGUUGAUUCGAAAAUUGCCAUUUCAAAGGUUGGUUCGAGAGGUCGCCCAAGAUUAUAAGGCAGACUUGAGAUUUCAAACUACCGCAAUUCUGGCUUUACAAGAAGCAGCCGAAGCUUACUUGGUUUCAGUAUUUGAAGACACUAAUUUGUGCGCCAUACAUGCCAAAAGAGUCACCAUCAUGCCAAAGGAUAUCCAAUUGGCAAUGCGAAUUCGCCGAGAGCGUUUGUAAAUUCUAUGCUACACUUAACAUCCUAUGUUAUUAUAAUACACUGUUAUGAACUAUUUUUUUAGUGUUAUACAAAAAUGGCCUGCAUGAACUUUUAGCUUUGACUUUUUAUACUCCAAAAGCGCAUUUUGCUUUUAGAAUUGUGCACAUUAAGAAAAUAACAUCUUAUUAAAAGCUUGUUUAUUACGGUGA